CCUCAUCAUAGGCCCAGCCCAACCGUCAACCACUAGCAAGGCCAGCUGCUACAUAUAGGAGACAAAGGGCAAAACUAAACUCAUCCAGAAGGAUCACGGCGGCGAAACGGUCUUCCCAGUCUCCUUCGUCUAUCUCUCGUCCUCUUUCCUCUGUAAUCUGAAUUGAGCGAAGCUUGUAUCUCGAAUCCAUAUCGAAUUGAGUGAAUCCCUAGAUGAUACCUAACAGAGCCCUAUUGGAGCCGUCUCCUAGCCCCACGCCGACGCGGCCAAGCUCUGGUGCUUCCCCUAGUGCUUACUGGUUGCUGGUACCUCCGUCGGUGACUCAUCACAGAAUAUGUGGAUAUCCAGUCGACGAGAUGAUGCCGAUGCAGCCAGGGAUGAAGCUAACACCACAGAUGCUAAUGAAGCAAACACCAUGGAUCCAGCUUACUUGUACGUGCUGGAUGAAUUUUUCUGCCGAGGAUGACAUCUUAGAAUCUGUUGCUGAGGAGAUCAUGGUUAAUUUGUAGUCAGGCCUUGAAGCUUUUCAAGCAGGAGCUUCUGGCAGCAGGGGCACUCCAAGGAGGUACGUGAACCGGCCCCUGAAGGAAUCCACCAACAGUAGUACAUGAUUAUUUCAUCGAGAAGCACACUAGGUGACUGGUAGCCAUUUUCCACCGCAAGGGUAGGAGAAAGGAGAAACAAGAGAGAGAAAAUAGUCAUUAGUUCGUCAAUGGAGGAAAGGAGCAGUAGCUCCAUUUUCCUUCUCCCACCGCAUGUCCUGAGAAAAGAAGGUCCUUUGUCUAUCCUGCUUUCGCCGGAACAAUGGCAGAGCACAGGCGGUUCGACAGGCGGAGUCAAGGCUGCCUUGAGGGCCUGUUCAAUUUCCUUUCCCUCAACCAAAAAUUGCAAAUGCCAAAAACGAUCGCACAUCAAAAGCAUGGAGAAAUAAAUGACAAUGCACUUAGAGUAAAAGUUCCGAAGCCCAAAAGGGACACAGAUAAAGAAGAGACUGUUCUGAAGGAGACUAAGCCCAACAUGUUUAUGUGGAAGACACUCUUGUUCAGGAAGAAAACACACAAGAAAGAUCAAAAGAAGAAUGACUCGCAUUCCAACUCGCAUGCCAACUUGCCAUCACCAUCACGUUUGACGCGCUCCAGCUCACCAUCAUCAUCACGUUUGACACGCUCCAGCUCAAUCCAUCAUUCAAAAUGCUUUGAUUACGUGGUUCCUGAUGAUUUGGCUUCCGAGUAUCAGAGAAUGAAUGAACUGAGUUCCAACGAGACAGGCUCUAGUCAUCGUGCACAACAGUCAUCACAUGAGAGCCCUCAAGGUCCUGUUUUUCAGGAGUCGUGCAAGCCUCGUGAUAGCAUAAAUGGCAAGCAUAUAUUGGAUGCAGAAUCACCAUGCCAGACUCUACCGGAGAAAGUUCCUAGUGAAAAUGAGGUCUCCUCUAAGCAGAAAAAUCUUGAUGAUUCAACACAUCAGUCGAAGGAGUUCUUGGAUUUCCUUGAAUUGUUCAAUGCACACAGGGAACUAUUUCUGAAGAUUCUUCAUGAUCCUUCAUUGCUAGUACCACCUGAACAGCAAGAUCAAGAAGCUUCCUCAAGCCAUGGGGUACCGAUGAGUAAAUUAGAAUCAUUCCCAAGACCAGGAGGAUCAUCAGGGAAGCGCAACCCAAUAUUUGAUCGGAGUGAUAGUGAGAAAAGUAGAAGGGCGGAAAUUCAGAGGUCACCGUCAAGGCCUAAAGGUGACCUAGAAGGCGCAAAAGUCAUCAGUGCAAGGAUGCCUAGUGGCGUUGAGGCCUCAACAGUUUCUCUUGUAGAAUCAAGAAGCCUAAAGAAAAAUGGAACCACUUCCAAUCGAUUUAAAGCUAUAAGUAAGAAGAUCAAAGAUGUCGUAAAGGAUAACCGAAGAGAGCUUGCUAGGAUUACAAAGGAUGGAGUUUUUCAUAAAAUGCCCUAUGGCCAAAAGAUGGUUGAAUUAACCAAGACCGCCUCCACGAAGAAAUUUGUCCAGGAGGAGAAACAAAUACGAAGAUCAUACUCUAUUGCAGAAUCAGUAGACAAGUACUCAACACUCUAUGAUUCGAUAUCGAGGGAAUCAAAAUCUUUUCAAGAAAGACCAAGCACUAGUACUGCACUGGAAGAUGGUGCAAGCUUACAUGUUAAGAAGUCACCGAUGCACAUGAAAAGAAUAAUUUCUCUUCCAGAAAUGCAGUUAUAUUCACCUCAUAGAAAUGCUCUUAUUGAAGUUCCAGAUUCUUGUACUAUGCCCAAGACUUGCAAUAUAGAACCUGCUCACUCUUUUUCAAGCAAAAAUGGUUCUACUAAUAUCUACACAGAAGGAAAUUAUUACCUUGACGAUAUUUAUAGUGAGCAAAAUGAUGGAGAAAGUGCUUACCUUGGCUCCCUAGAAGAGGAUUUACGCAGCAUUCUUCGAACUCCCAGUUUAUCUUCAUUUGCUCAGUCUUUCUCCCAUCGACGUAUCAACAGUUUGCCUUCUUUUGACCGGUCUUUUUUGCAAGAUCACAACUAUAGUUUUACCGAGCAUUCUGUAGCAGAUUCAGAGCCGACAUUUGAACACAUGCAACUUGAGGAUGAUGAGUGGUUGGUCAAGCCAUCACAGCUUUCAGGAGAAUGUGCUGCCGAUUCCGGGGAUGAGGAGUGGCUAAUUAGACCACUGCAGCCCUCAAGCAUCAAUGUUACAGAUCAUGAGGAUGAAGAGUGGGUGAUCGAGACACCACAUCUGCUAGGUGCAAAUGCUGUCGAGGAUGAAGAGUGGUUGGUCAAGCCAGCGCAACCCUUUAAUGCUGAUGGUUUGAAUUCAGAGCUCCGCUUUUUACAGGAAAAUGAUACAAGGUCCUUGCGUAUUUACGUCAAUGACAAGAAUGAGGCUGAUUUCCAGUACGUGAAGGACAUCCUCAAGAAAUCCGGGUUUAGCUGUGGCGACGCUGAUUGGUAUGCAACCAACCAGCCAGUCAGUCCAGUCAUCUUCGAGGAGGCAGAAUGCUCAUCUCACGAUCUUGAUAUGGCCAGCGACGAGCCUCACAGCAUCGCAAGGCGUAUGCUCCUGUUCGAUAUCAUCAACGAAGUACUGAUGCACAUCUACGACUCUUCCCUGGUCAAUGGCCCAUGGCAUUCGCGCUUUGAUCCACGAACCAGGCCGAUACCCAUGGGGUCCCACGUCCUAGAGGAGGUGUGGGCAAACGUUAGCUGCUACCUAAGCCUGCAGUGGAAGCCGAACCACACAGUGGAUGACGUUGUGGCGUAUGAUAUCAUGCGGAAGGAUAACUGGAUGAAUCUGUUGUACGACGUGGAGUGUGUCGCGCUAGACCUGGAGGAUCUGAUGCUGGAGGACCUUCUGGAUGAUGUUGUACUUCAGAUAGUGUUAAUAUCUAUCGACGAAUGAUAAUUGAGAGUUAAUUUUCCCUGAACGGGUAGCAGUGCAUAGAUGUUUGUAGACAUAGAAAGCAGAAUAUCCAGGAAGUAGAUAGAUAGAUGUCUGAACAGAUCGUUUGAAAUACAUAUCUUCAUUAUGUGUUUGAUCUAUGCUCUGUAUGCAUUCUAAAUUAUGGUUCUUGGUUUACCUCACAGUGUAUUGUUUUUCAUUUGGUCUGUAUUCUAACUU
Molecule: messenger RNA, 3609 nt
Organism: Lolium rigidum
Lineage: Eukaryota; Viridiplantae; Streptophyta; Magnoliopsida; Poales; Poaceae
Exons: 8
Coding region: 805-3390 (861 amino acids)
Source: RefSeq, a predicted model, not a curated record